UUAUCAGUAAUGAGAGUGAAUUCAAACGCGUCGAUUUCAUCAUGGCUACUGGGCUUGGUGAGUUUCUGCGUAAUUUAAGACAAGGCCUCGUGAAAGCUGAUGAAACUACUCGUGGAGAGGCACAGAAAGGGGAAACUGCGCGUGCUGAAGGUGCAAGAAGGCGGAGAGAUCAUGACACUUCCUCGACGUCUUUGCAUCAUGAACAGUGUAAAACUUUGUCUGUGUUUGAACAGUGCGGUGGGAACAGACGUGGAAAUUACUUGGAGAGGUUGCCUUCUGAGAUCAUCCUGAAGAUUUGCUCUUUUCUGGAUGCCUCGUCCCUGUUCAAUAUCAGCUUUGUCAACAAGCGGUUUCAUGAUCUGGCUAACAGCAAUGCUCUGUGGUCUGUGUUGUAUGCUUCUGAGUUUGAGAAGAAGAAGUGGAGACCCCAAGUAAGAAUUAUGACCGAAGCUGUGAGCAGCACAAGUGUGGAAGAGAAACCUGCGGGAUACUGGAAGAAGCUGCUACUCAAGGAGAUGGCUGGCUACAAGGACACCCUGUGGAAAACCGAGCUAAGACACAUGAACCCGCACACAGGCAUGCCAGCUCUGACAGAGCAAGUUCUCAGGAGGUUACACAUUCAGUGGGAGAUCACGCUCACAAAAAAGAAUGGACGUGAAAGUGUCCAUAAGCAGUCGCACAUUUUCUUUGAAGAUUCCUCGGUUACGGUGCUCUGGAGCCGUGGUGUCUGGCCGUACAUGAGCAGUCUUGAGGGCCUGCAGCUUCAUGGAAUAAUGUGUCCAGCCCUAUCAGGUCCAGGAGACAAGCCAAGGUGGCGCUCUCUGAUUCACAAGACAAGUUUAACUAGAAGUAUACCCUGGUCAUACCUUGGUGCUGACAAGCUUGUGAAAUUGCUGAAUUUGAAUAAGGGCAUCAUUGUCGGAGUCUGGCGGGGCAAUUGGAAAAUUGCCUUUAUCAUGGCCAACCUACACUUCCACAAACUGAUUGAAAGAAGUCUCCUUGGGUCAAGAUUUUGUCCCUACAUACCCACGGGUGGCACCGCUGCAGACCCUGACUGUGGACGCCAUGGAUACACUCUGCACAUUGUGCUUCACAAUCCAGUUCGGCGAAUCAUGUGUCAGCAUUUCUCCCCACUCUACACCAGCAGAGUGCCGUUUCAAGAGGACUAUGUGCAGUUAAUCGCCAUUAAUUUCGCUGAUGUGCCUGAGCACAAGCCUGUGGCAAAGAUCAGCCUCCCAUGGCAAGCAGAAGGAGUGCAGGGAGAUGUUGAGCGUUGCUGUAUGAUGACUCUGACAGUUCUGGAUGAGGCUCAGCGUCCCUUCUGGUGUGUGAGUUCUCCUGUCAAGAUGUCCAAUAAAUUUAGAGCGGUAGACUUGGAAUACGAAGGUGAGCAGUUCAUCAUCGUGUACGAGGAUGUGGAGGGAAAGGUCAAAAUGACCUUUGUGUGGAUGGAGAUGCUUCAGCAGUACUUUUUGGUGCAGUUAAGUACUGCAUUCCCAGCAGCCAAAGUGAAAAGGCACUUUGGGGGAGAAUCUUGAAAAUGUUGCAUUAUCUGGUUGGUUUACGUUUAGAAAAGUCAGAAUGAUUCUGGCAGUGCUUUGAGUUGUAAAUAUCCAAAGAUGAUUUUGGAUUUUUUUUUUUUUUUUAAUUGAAAUUUAUUAUUUCUUGUUCAUGAAAAUGUUGCGCUUUUUGUCAUUUUAAUAAUGUAAAUGUCUGAAUUUUUUGUUGUUGUUGAGUUUCAGG
Molecule: messenger RNA, 1743 nt
Organism: Megalobrama amblycephala (Wuchang bream)
Lineage: Eukaryota; Metazoa; Chordata; Actinopteri; Cypriniformes; Xenocyprididae
Exons: 10
Coding region: 42-1538 (498 amino acids)
Molecular function (GO): protein binding
Source: RefSeq, a predicted model, not a curated record